GUGAAUUUGAACAAAGCAACAGUUGUCUGUUUCUGUUGAGUUUGCGUCAGGACUUUCAAAUUAGUUUAAAUUAAUGACAAAGUUCACGUUCUGGGAUACAGUGUUUUGAGUGUAACUUAAACGCAAUUACAUCUUCCCAAAACCGAGUGAAAAGUCUUACCUCACCCUCCUCCUACUCCUACUCCUCCUCUUGAGGAAACUGAACGCACGCGCGCAGAGCGGAUGCCGCGAGCGAACAGACAGUUUGCGGUGAGCUGUCUGUCUCUCUGUCAGUGAGCCUGCGCGGCUCGAUGUGCGACAGCGGCAGGAGGAAUACAGACAGACAGUUAUCGUGGCUCCAGGUCGGCCUGGGUGGUACCGAGUACCCGCUGAGCACGAGCGGCAGAGCAGCCAAGUGGCGACUCGGGGGGUGGGUGGGGGGGCUGUACGUGAAACUCAAAGAAGUCAGCAUGGACGGCAAAGGCACACUGAAGAUGUUCAGGAAGAAACGGGAACUGAUUAAGACGCCAUCCAUCUCGAAGAAGAGCCGAGCAGGAAGCCCCGGGCCGCAGAGCAGCGCCCAGUCUCUGUCCAUCCUUCAGGAGCAGCCUCGGAAAGAUGCAGGCGACAUCACCCUCUCGUCUUCACCCUCAUCCUAUUCCUCCUCGUCAACUCUCACCCCGACCUCUGCCGGGUUCCAGGACGUCUCCCUGUCCUGCCCGAGCACCCCCAGCAUCCAGCACGGCAAGCUGGCGGCGAUGCAAGGGGUGGGCUGCCCGUCCCCUGUGGCCACCCUGAAGAGACCGACUGCGCUGAGCAGACAUGCCAGCGCUGCAGGUUUCCCGCUCCAGUCGUGGGUGUUCACUAAAGGCCAGGGGAAAGGGGCCUUGACCCCCACUCCUCCGUCUGAGUAUCCAGAGAGCACAGCCAUUGAGGUCGAGGACAUCCCGGCACUGCUGAGGGACGUGGCGCGCUUCGCAGAGGCUGUGGAGAAACUGAAGGACGUCGUGCUGGCGGAAGGUAAGAAGGAGAGUCAGAGGCCCGUGGCUCACGAGUGUUUGGGGGAGGUCCUACGGGUGCUGCGUCAGGUCAUCAACACCUACCCUCUGCUCAACACCGUGGAGAUCCUCACUGCUGCUGGCAAGCUCAUAUCCAAAGUCAAAGGUUUCCACUAUGAGGCUUGUAACGAGGCCGAUAAAAAGGACUUUGAGAAGGCAAUUGAAACCAUUGCAGUUGCUUUUAGCAGCAAUGUGUCUGAACUGCUGAUGGGAGAGGUGGACAGCAGCACGUUGCUCUCCUUGCUGCCCACUGAGAAGAGCAGGUCGAUGGAGAACUUGUACGCUGCGACAGGCCAGGGAGCAGACGGGGGACAGUUCAGGAGCGAUCUGCAGGACAUUGGCAGAGCUGAGGCAGUGGAUGUGAUCCUCCAAAACAGCGAAGGAGGGGUGGACUCCGCUCUGCUCUAUGCCAAAACCAUCUCUAAGUACAUGAAGGACCUGAUGACCUACGUGGAGAAGAGAAUCUCACUUGAGACCGAGUUCUCCAAAGGCCUCCAGAGAUUGUACCAGUCCUGCAAACACAGCAUAACACAUCCCCAAAUGCCCCUCUUCUCCAUCUACUCUCUGGCUCUGGAGCAGGACCAGGAGCAGAGUGUGGGCCUGCAGCAGGCCAACGCCACCCUGUACAACCAGACCUUCAUCCAGCCUCUGAUGCAGCGUAAGCAGGAUCAUGAAAAGAGACGGAAGGAGAUCAAGGAACACUGGAUUCGAGCUAAGAGAAAACUAAUGGAGUGUGAAGCGAACCUGCGGAAAGCCAAGCAAGCCUUCAUGGUCCGCAGUUCAGGUUGCGAAAAAGAAGGAAAAAAAAGGGCGGGGGGGGGAGGGGAGGAGAAAAAAGGGGGAAAGAAAAAAAAAAAGGAGGAGAAAAAAAAAAGAAGGAGAUCUACAGCAAAGUCUGUGGAGAAGAAGAAACGAUUAGAAGAAGAGGCUCGCAACAAGUCAGACGAGGCGGAGGCCACCUACCGGACAUGUAUAGCGGAUGCCACCACUCAGCAGCAGGAGCUGGAGCACACGAAGGUCACAGUGCUGAGACAACUGCAGGACAUCAUCAAACAGAGCGACCAGACCAUCCGCUCGGCGACCAUCUCGUACUACCAGCUCAUGCACAUGCAGACCGUAGCCUUGCCGGUCCACUACCAGACUCUGUGUGAGAGCAGCAAGCUGUAUGACCCAGGCCAGCAGUAUGCCGCACACGUGCGCGACCUGCAGCUGCCAGAGCAGCCGACUGUUCAAUACACAUUUGAGAGCUACAGUCCCUUCAGCUCAUCGUCACACCAUGGCCACAGACCAAGGAAUGACAGUUUCAACACAGAGCAUACGAGCCACACGGACGGCCCUGCCACCAGUGUGGAUACAGCAGCUGGAGACAACCGAGACACGGAGGUUCACCGCAAGAGACAGGGCCACAAGUCGUGGGGUUCAACAGUGAGCGAUGACAGCGUUGGAGGAGACGGAGCCCUAGAGUCUCCUACUGCCAGCAAAAGUGACAUCAGUAAAAUUGCUCGGACGUCGUCCACUGGAACAAUGUCGUCCAAUGAGGACGCAGAUGAGAAAGACGGGAAUGUGACCUCAUUUGAAGCUCCAAACAUGAACGGCAUGGAUCCUGAUGUAGUGGUGUCCACCCGACCUUUCCGUAACAUGGGCCUGUCUAAAGCAGCUCAGACCCACCGGCUGAGGAAGCUACGGACUCCUUCAAAGUGCCGCGAGUGUGACAGCUACGUUUACUUCCAGGGGGCCGAGUGCGAGGAGUGUUUCCUGGCGUGUCACAAGCGCUGUCUGGAGACUUUGGCCAUCCAGUGCGGCCAUAAGAAGCUGCAGGGCCGUCUGCAGCUGUUUGGCAGGGACUUCUCUCAGGUAGCCAGCUGUGCCAGUGACGGCAUUCCCUUCAUCAUCACCAAGUGUAUCUCCGAGAUCGAGAGACGGGCACUGAAGAUGAAGGGCAUCUACAGGGUGAACGGGGUGAAGACUCGUGUGGAGAAGCUGUGUCAGGCCUUUGAGAAUGGCAAGGAGCUGGUGGAGCUGUCCCAGUGUUCACCACAUGACAUUAGCAACGUCCUCAAGCUUUACCUCAGACAGCUGCCAGAGCCCAUCAUGCUGUUCCGCCUCUACAACCGUCUGAUGGGUUUGGCGAAGGAGAGUCUGCAUGGCGAAGCAUUCACACCAGAAGGAGAGGAGGCCGAGUCCAACAGUACCAACCCAGCAGCGGGCAAGGGUCCGGAGCUGGUGGAUCUGGGCCCGGACACAGACCCAGAGGUCCUGGUCCUGGUCAACAAGCUGAAGGAGCUUCUGAAGGAGCUGCCCAAGGCUAACGUCGCUACGCUGCGCUACAUCAUUCGCCACCUCCGGAGGAUCGCAGAACUAGAGGAAGAUAACAAGAUGAGUCCCAGUAACUUGGGUAUUGUGUUUGGUCCCUCCCUGAUGCGUCCCCGUCCGACCGGGGCCACGAUCUCCCUGUCCUCUCUGGUCGAUUACCCCCACCAGGCCCGCAUCGUGGAGUCCCUCAUAGUCUUCUAUUCAUCCAUUUUCCAGUCAAAGACCUCUCAGUCCAACAAAACCUGUCGCUCUGAUUCCACCUCCACUCCGCAGGAAAGUAUUGCAGAGAACAAGAUGGGGAGCUCUGCUGAUGGAGAGGAGGAUGGAGGCAGUGAGGAGCCAAAUAAACCGGAAUCUGACAAGAUGGAGGAGGGAUGUGGAAGUUCUUUAGGGUCACUGGGGUCUAGUGAGCAGCUCCCAGACUCCGACUCAGAGCUGGACGAGAGUGGUCAGAGGACUACCCACUGCUGCGGCCUGGUGAAGCAGGAGAGCGAGGUGAGCAUGGACGACGAUCAGCUGAGCUACAGGGACAGCCUGGACCUGUCCAGCCAGUCUGCAACCCAAACGGACCAGGAACAAGACGCAGAUCAGGACCAGGACGUAGCAGAGCCCCCCGCGCUGCCAGACAGCGGGCCCCCAGAUGACGACACCGGGGCAGAGCAGGACCUGAGCGCCUCUCUGGCCGAGCUCAACAUGAACCAGUCCAACAACAACAACUAUCCAUGCUCCCCAAAGUUAAACUUGUCGGGGCUUCGACUGGCACGUCUGUGUGGAAAGAAGUUACCCCUGACCAGAAACCGGGACAGUGAGCCUGAGUUUGUCUGAUAUCAUUAUCAAAGUCAUACUGUGUGUGUAUGUGUGUGAGAAGUCUUUUAGUUUGAGCUGAGUAACAGGAUUAUUGAUAUUGUUUUAAUAAUUAAAAUCCUUCAUCUGAGAGGGCUGUGUUGUGUACAGCAAGAUUUAAGUUUUUAACAUGUAGGUGUUUGCAGCUGUAUUGAUCUAUCCUGGCAGUGAAACCUCUGCAUGCUUACUGUGGUUUGAUGAGACUUGUCAUUUCAUGAAGGUUUGACUCAAAUUAUAUAGUUUGUAUUUUAAAGUGUUUUACACGUUGCUCUUGCAAGCUUGAGGAAAAUGUGUGUAGCAAAAGCCAAUUCUUCUUAAAGUGUUAAAGUGGUUUUAUUUCAGCACUAAAAUAAAAAAAAAAAUUAAAAUGUAGUCUCUUUAUAAAUGUUGCCUGUAUCGCC
Molecule: messenger RNA, 4594 nt
Organism: Perca fluviatilis (European perch)
Lineage: Eukaryota; Metazoa; Chordata; Actinopteri; Perciformes; Percidae
Gene: arhgap45b
Product: Rho GTPase activating protein 45b
Biological process (GO): signal transduction; activation of GTPase activity
Cellular component (GO): membrane
Molecular function (GO): GTPase activator activity
Source: RefSeq, a predicted model, not a curated record